AUGACAUGGUUUAUGGCCCGUGGGAAUCAGACGAUGGUCACCGAGUUCCUCUUUUCUAUAUUCCUGCAUGUGCAUGGAGGUGGCCUAUUAUUCUUUAUUCCCUUGCUUAUCAUCUAUGGAUUUAUCAUAAUUGGGAACCUAAUGAUAUUCAUUGUCAUCCAGUUGGACAUGGGCCAGCACACCCCCAUGUAUUUCUUCAUCAGUGUCCUCUCUUUCCUGGAGAUCUGGUAUACCACAACCACCAUCCCUAAGAUACUCUCCAGCCUACUCAGUGAUCAGAAGACCAUCUCUCUGGCUGGCUGCUUCAUGCAGAUGUACUUCUUCCAUUCUCUUGGUAUCACAGAAGGCUGUAUCCUGACAGUGAUGGCUAUUGACAGGUACAUAGCUAUCUGUCAUCCUCUUCGUUACCCAACUAUCAUGACUUCCAAACUUUGUAUUCAACUGACAGCUGGAUCCUGCCUCUGUGGCUUCCUACUUGUACUCCCUGAGAUUGUGUGGAUUGCCACCCCUUUCUGUGGUUCCAAUGAGAUCCAGCAGAUUUUCUGUGACUUUACACCUGUGCUAAGCUUGGCAGGCGCAGAUACUUCCUUGGUGGUCAUUGCAGAUGCCAUACAUGUGGUGGAGAUUUGGUCCUCUUUUUUGGUCAUUGCCUUGUCCUACAUUCGGAUCAUCAUGGUGAUUCUGGGGAUGCCCUCAACUGAGGGCCGUCACAAGGCCUUUUCCACUUGUGCUGCCCAUCUUGCUGUGUUCUUGCUAUUUUUCGGCAGUGUGGCUGUCAUGUAUUUGCGAUUCUCAGCCACCUACUCAGUUUUUUGGGACACUGUGAUUGCUAUCACUUUUGUUAUCCUUGCUCCCUUCCUCAACCCCAUUAUCUAUAGCUUGAGAAACAAGGAUAUGAAAGAUGCUAUUGGGAGGCUUUUCUGCUAUCAGAACAGGGCUGGUGGUUUUAGGAAAUUGAUCUAG
Messenger RNA from Pteropus alecto (black flying fox), 963 nucleotides. Its product is annotated as olfactory receptor 6K6. Gene Ontology annotation, cellular component: membrane. Gene Ontology annotation, biological process: G protein-coupled receptor signaling pathway. The record is from RefSeq and is a predicted model, not a curated record. NCBI's taxonomy places the organism in Eukaryota, Metazoa, Chordata, Mammalia, Chiroptera, Pteropodidae. Gene Ontology annotation, molecular function: G protein-coupled receptor activity; olfactory receptor activity.